Rotaria sp. Silwood1 is the source of this 1296-nucleotide messenger RNA. Lineage: Eukaryota; Metazoa; Rotifera; Eurotatoria; Philodinida; Philodinidae. The record is from the annotation of a GenBank genome assembly.
AUGGCUACAAAUGAUGGCGAAGAAGAAACUGUACAACAAUUGAUAGAAAAAUUACUUGACGAGGAAGAAAAAACACAACAAGUAAUCAAACAACUUAAGAAUGAAAUCAAAAAAAUGAAACGUAAAGCUGAAGAAAUUGAACUGAUCGAGGAAACAAAACAUCGUGAUGAAAUCGAAAAAAUGAAACAUGACGCUCAGGAUAUGCGACAAAUUCAAGAAGCAAUAAAUCAAUAUGAAAGUAAAAAAUUCGAUCGUCACAUUGAAACAUUGAAUCAUGAACUUGAAAUACGUAAACGUAUAAAUGCAACAUUGGAUCGUCAACUUGAAAUAAUAAAACGUACAGAUGAAUUGAAGAGACACAUAAAAGAAGCAAUACAGCAACAAACACAUGAAGCUUACCAAAGAAAAACACGGAAGCUAGACAUCGAAUCCGAUUCAUCAUCAACUAAAAAACGUCGUAAUGUAUUUACAUUUCAUGAUUACUUUUGCGAUAUCGAUAUACCCGAUGAAUUACAAUCGUUCGAUAUUGAUGUAGUCUUAAAUGACAAUAAUUAUUUUAAUGAUAAUAUAUUAAAUUAUAUUAAACAUUAUUCAAAUCAAUUUUCAUCAUAUCCUAAAUUAAAUGAAGAAGAAAUUCAAAAAGGAUUUGAUCAAUUAAUUGUUAAUUUAUUAAAUACAUUGAAUAAUUCUACAUCAUUGAAAUAUUUACAUACAUCUUCUUCGUAUUAUUUAGCAAAUAAGUUUAAUCCUCACUGUACAUUUAUAUAUAAAAAUCUAAAUAUCGAUAUUGAUCAAGAAGAGCCAUGUUUAAAAGAUUUUAUUGUUUCUUUUGGUAACUUAAUGUCCCCAUAUGUUUCUUUCUCAGCAGAUUCAAUGAUUGAAGAAAUAUUACAAUAUUUGACAAUGAUAUUUGCAGUACAACAUCGUGAAAAGAUAUAUGGUUUUCUUAGUAAUUAUAUACACAUCAAAUUUUUUUAUGUGAAAAAGAAAUCCGAUUCGGAAUGGUAUGAAUUUUUUCAAAGCCAAGAAUUAGAAAUGUUUACUUAUUCGUCCGAAACAUUAUCGUCUAUUGAUACGUCAACAACAGUAACAACAACUGAAAAUGCAAGAAAAUUAGAUGUUAAUAAAGAUACAUGGAAAAUAUUUACAAAUUUUUUAACAAUGAAUACUAAUUUUUAUCAAUAUACAAGAUUAAAUAUAGAUCCUCAUGAUGAUUUACUUGGCGAUCGAUAUAUGAUAACAAAAAAAUUAGGAUUUGUUAUAUCAUCGAUGGUUUAUUUAUUAGAAAAAAAAUGA